Molecule: messenger RNA, 2271 nt
Organism: Rangifer tarandus platyrhynchus (Svalbard reindeer)
Lineage: Eukaryota; Metazoa; Chordata; Mammalia; Artiodactyla; Cervidae
Source: the annotation of a GenBank genome assembly
AUGAAUCUCAAGGUAGUCCUCGUGUUCCUGGCACUGUCUCUCAUCACCAUCUUUGCCCUGGCCUAUGUCUUGCUGACCAGCUGUGGUGGCUCCAGCCUGCCUCCCCGCUGCCCCUCUGUAUCCCCCCGUGCCCAGCCCUGGACACACCCCGGCCAGAGCCAGCUGUUUGCAGACCUGAGCCGAGAAGAGCUGAUGGCUGUGAUGAGCUUCCUGACCCAGAAGCUGGGGCCAGACUUGGUGGAUGCAGCCCAGGCCCGACCCUCAGACAACUGCAUCUUCUCGGUCGAGCUGCAGCUGCCCCUCAAGGCUGCAGCCCUGGCCCACCUGGACAGGGGGAGCCCCCCACCUGCCCGGGAGGCACUGGCCAUCAUCUUCUUUGGCGGACAACCCCAGCCCAAUGUGACUGAGCUGGUAGUGGGGCCACUGCCCCAGCCCUCCUACAUGCGGGAUGUGACCGUGGAGCGUCAUGGGGGUCCCCUGCCCUAUCACCGACGCCCCAUGCUGGCAACCGAGUCUGCCCAGAUGUGGACGCAUCUGAAAGAGGUGGAGUUCCCCAAGGCCCCAGUCUUCCUGGCUUCUGUCUUCAACUACAAUGGCUCCACUUUGGCGGCUCUGCAUGCCACCCCUCGUGGCUUGCGCUCAGGGGACCGUGCUACCUGGAUAGCCCUCUACCAUAACAUCUCAGGUGUCGGGAUUUUUCUUCACCCCGUGGGGCUCGAGCUACUGCUGGACCAUAGGGCCCUGGACCCUGCCCAUUGGGCUGUCCAGCAGGUUUUCUACCUCGGGCAUUACUAUGCAGACUUGGGUCAGUUGGAAUGGGAGUUUAAGGCUGGCCGGCUGGACGUGGUUAGAGUUCCUCUACCCCUGCCAGAUGGGGCCUCAUCCCUCCGCUCCCGGGUCUCCCCAGGCCCUCUCCCCCCUCUUGAGUUCUCACCUCAGGGCUCCCGGUACAGCGUCCAAGGGCACCUGGUGGAAUCUUUCCUCUGGACAUUUACCUUUGGCCAUGGGGCAUUCAGUGGCAUGAGAAUUUUUGAUGUUCGGUUCAAGGGUGAGCGAGUGGCCUAUGAAGUCAGUGUCCAGGAGUGUGUGUCUAUCUAUGGCGCCGAUUCACCCAAGACCAUGAUGACCCGAUACCUUGAUAGCAGCUAUGGACUUGGCCGGCACAGCCGAGGCUUGGUGCGGGGAGUAGACUGCCCCUAUCAGUCUACCAUGGUGGACACCCACGUGUUGGUGGGUCAAGGGGCAGUCCAGCUGCUCCCUGGAGCUGUGUGUGUAUUUGAGGAGGCCCAGGGACUACCCCUCCGAAGGCACCACAAUCAGCUUCAGAGUCAUUUCUAUGGUGGUUUGGCUGGCUCUGCCCUCGUAGUCAGGUCUGUGUCCUCUGUAGGCAACUAUGACUACAUUUGGGACUUUGUAUUGCACCCAAAUGGGGCACUCGAAGGGCGGGUCCAUGCCACGGGCUACAUCAACACAGCUUUCCUGAGCGGGGGAGAGGAGAGCCUCCUCUUUGGGAACCGCGUGGGGGAGCGAGUGCUGGGGGCGGUGCACACACAUGCCUUCCACUUCAAGCUGGACCUGGAUGUGGCAGGGCUGAAAAACUGGGUGGUAGCUGAAGACGUGGUGUUUAAACCUGUGGCAGCCCCUUGGAGUCCGGAGCACCAACUGCAGCGCCCACAGCUGACUCGGCAGGUCCUGGGAAGGGAGGACCUGACGGCUUUUUUCUUGGGGAGCCCCCUUCCCCGCUACCUUUACUUGGCUAGCAACCAGACUAAUGCCUGGGGUCAUCAGCGCGGGUACCGAAUCCAGAUCCACAGCCCUCUUGGCAUACACAUGCCGCCGGACAGCACCAUGGAGAGGGCCCUCAGCUGGGGGAGAUACCAGCUUGUGGUGACCCGGAGGAAGGAGGAGGAGUCCCAGAGCAGCAGCAUCUAUUACCAGAAUGACAUCUGGACAGCCACUGCGGCCUUUGCUGACUUCAUCAACAAUGAGACCCUCUUAGGAGAGGACCUGGUGGCUUGGGUUACAGCCAGCUUCCUGCACAUCCCCCAUGCUGAGGAUGUCCCCAACACAGUGACUCUGGGGAACAGAGUUGGCUUCUUGCUCCGACCCUAUAACUUCUUUGAUGAGGACCCCUCCAUCUUCUCCCCUGGCAGUGUCUACUUUGAGAAAGGCCAGGAUGCUGGGCUCUGCAGUGUGAAUCAUGUGGCUUGCAUUCCCCACCUGGCAGCCUGUGUCCCGGACCUGCCGCCUUUCUCUUACCAAGACUUGUAG